UUUUCCUUUGCACCCUUUUCUCCUGCACGGAUCCUAGACCUGGCUGCUGCUGCUGCUGCUGCCCGGGGCCGGAUGAAACUUUCGCAGAUGUGCAAUGUCUUUCCACGUUGGUCGAGGGUGUCCCCGAGGCAGAGGAGGGGCCGCGGUGAGGGCUUCGACGCAAACCUUUCGACCCCAGAAUUUGAGACAGCUUCAUUCUCAGCAGCCUUCGGUUCAGUAUCCGUACGACCAGCAAUCCGUAACUCAGUCUGCCUACCCGAGUCCUCCUGCUGCGACCUACGUGCCUCCUAGGCCGGAUUUUGUUCCGUAUCCACCGCCAAUUCCCCCGUCACCUCAGGGCACCAUCAGCCAGUGUCCCCUGAGGCCUCCGUUUGCCGGCCACCAAGUGAGACAGAGUUUCCCGCUCCCUCCUUGCUUCCCCCCAGCUCCACCACCUGUCCCAAACCCUGGCAACCCCCCGGUUCCGGCAAAUGCAACCGGGCAAAACGCUUUCCCUUAUAUGAUGCCCCCUCCUGCCAUGCCUCAUCCCCUGCCCCCACCAAUUAUUCCCCAGCAGGUUAAUUACCAGCCUGUGUACUCUCCAGCCUAUUCGCAGCAGACCUUUUCCCCUCCUAACUUUAAUAAUUACCAGCACAACGCAAACUCUUACCAAAGCAGCGGCACGAAUACGAACAGCGGUGGCAACACCAAUGCGAAUUUUCGACACUCGACUCAGUAUGCGGUGGAAAAGCCCCCAAAUGAGCGGAGAUCUCCUGAGAGGGGAAAACACUAUGAGGAGCAUCGUCACCGAGACCACUGUCAUGGGCACGGAGAUCGGCAUCGGUCCACCAACCAUGCCGAGCGGCGGGAUCGAGGGAGAAGCCCGGACCGAAGGAGGCAAGAAGGUAGUCGGCCUAGGUCAGAUUACGUCAGGGGAAGAACUCCACCCCGCCACAGAAGCUAUGAAUGGUACAGGGACCGACAGAGGGACAGACACCGUCACCGUGACAGCCGACGGUCACCUUCUACAGAGAGAUCUUAUAGAAAAGAUCACAAGAGAACAGGAAGUCGGUCCCCCAGCCAAGAUAGAAAGAGACCUCGUUGGGAAGAGGAUCGGGAGCAGUGGUCUGAGAACCCCAACAGAGAGAAGAGCUACACCUCCAUCAAAGACAAGGAGCCCGAAGAGGCCACCACCACCGAUAAGAAUGAAGAUGACAACGAGGACCUGCUGAAGCCAGUGUGGGUUCGCUGUACCCAUUCGGAAAGCUACUAUUCGAACGACCCAAUGGAUCAAGUGGGAGAUUCCACAGUGGUGGGAACAAGCCGAUUGAGAGACUUGUAUGAAAAGUUUGAAGAAGAGCUGGGGAAGCGUCAGGACAAGGCCAAAGCUGCCAGGCCGCCGUGGGAGCCGCCGAAGACCAAGCUAGACGAAGAUGUGGGAAGCUCCAGCGACUCUGAUUGCGACUCGGAUGAUGACAGCUGUUCCAGCAGUUCCGAUUCCGAGGUCUUUGACGUCAUUGCUGAAAUUAAGCGCAAGAAAGCUCACCCGGAUCGCCUGCAUGAGGAGCUUUGGUACAACGACCCCGGACAGAUGAAUGACGGGCCCCUCUGCAAGUGCAGUGUUAAAGCCAGGCGAACCGGGAUCAGACACGGCAUCUAUCCUGGGGAAGAGCCUAUUAAACCUUGUCGGCCGAUGACCAACAAUGCCGGAAGGUUGUACCACUACCGCAUUACAGUGUCACCUCCUACAAACUUCUUAACAGACCGGCCAACUGUCAUAGAGUAUGAUGACCACGAAUACAUCUUCGAGGGCUUCUCCAUGUUUGCCCAUGCUCCUCUCACCAAUAUUCCUCUGUGUAAAGUCAUCAGAUUCAACAUCGAUUAUACAAUUCAUUUCAUCGAGGAGAUGAUACCCGAAAAUUUCUGCGUGAGAGGGCUGGAAUUGUUCUCUUCCUACUUGUUCAAAGAUAUCCUAGAACUAUACGACUGGAAUCUUAUAGGUCCUUCAUUGGAAAACAGCGAUGCUUCUUGUCCUCGAUUUCAUUUCAUGCCACGUUUUGUGAGGUUUCUUCCAGAUGGCGGGAAGGAGGUGCUGUCCAUGCAUCAGAUUCUGCUGUACUUGCUGCGAUGCAACAAGCCGCUGGUCCCCGAAGAAGAAAUCGCCAAUAUGCUGCAGUGGGAGGAGCUGGAGUGGCAGAAGUAUGCCGAAGAAUGCAAAGGGAUGAUCGUGACCAGCCCUGGCAUGAAGCCCAGCUCGGUCCGGAUCGAUCAGCUGGACCGCGAGCAGUUCAACCCUGACGUGAUCACCUUCCCCAUUAUAGUCCACUUCGGGAUACGGCCUGCCCAGCUCAGUUACGCGGGAGACCCCCAGUACCAAAAGCUGUGGAAAAGCUAUGUAAAAUUGCGCCACCUGCUGGCUAACAGUCCAAAAGUGAAACAGGCCGAUAAGCAGAAAUUAGUACAAAGAGAGGAAGCCCUGCAGAAGAUUAGGCAGAAAAACACCAUGCGGCGUGAAGUCACCGUUGAGCUGAGCAGCCAAGGAUUCUGGAAGACCGGCAUUCGUUCUGAUGUCUGUCAGCAUGCCAUGAUGCUGCCAGUCCUGACCCACCACAUUCGCUACCACCAGUGUCUGAUGCAUCUGGAUAAGCUGAUCGGCUACACUUUUAAAGACCGGUGUUUAUUGCAGCUGGCCAUGACUCACCCCAGCCACCACUUGAACUUCGGGAUGAAUCCAGACCACGCAAGAAACUCCUUGUCGAACUGCGGCAUCCGGCAGCCCAAAUACGGAGACAGAAAAGUCCAUCAUAUGCACAUGAGGAAGAAAGGCAUAAACACCUUGAUCAACAUAAUGUCUCGACUCGGACAAGAUGAUCCAGCUCCUUCCAGGAUUAAUCACAACGAGCGUUUGGAAUUCUUGGGAGACGCCGUAGUUGAAUUUUUGACGAGUGUCCAUUUGUACUACCUGUUUCCAAGCUUAGAGGAAGGAGGAUUAGCAACAUACCGCACUGCUAUUGUUCAGAACCAGCAUCUUGCUAUGCUGGCUAAGAAACUGGAGCUGGAUCGAUUUAUGCUUUACGCUCACGGGCCUGAUCUUUGCCGAGAAUCAGAUCUGCGUCAUGCCAUGGCCAACUGCUUUGAAGCACUAAUAGGGGCAGUUUAUUUGGAAGGAAGUCUCGAAGAAGCCAAGCAUCUGUUUGGCCGCCUGCUCUUUAACGACAAGGACCUGCGGGAAGUGUGGCUUAAUUAUCCUCUGCACCCCCUCCAACUGCAAGAAUCCAAUACGGACAGACAGCUGAUUGAGACCUCUCCUGUUCUCCAAAAACUGACUGAGUUUGAAGAUGCCAUUGGAGUGAUUUUUACUCACGUGCGACUUCUGGCCAGAGCUUUCACCUUAAGGACUGUUGGAUUUAACCAUCUAACUCUAGGCCAUAACCAGAGAAUGGAAUUCCUGGGUGAUUCCAUCAUGCAGUUGGUGGCUACAGAAUACUUAUUCAUCCAUUUCCCUGAUCAUCACGAAGGCCAUCUAACGUUGUUACGGAGCUCUCUGGUCAACAAUAGGACACAAGCCAAAGUUGCGGAGGAGCUCGGCAUGCAAGAGUUCGCCAUUACGAAUGACAAGACGAAGCGGCCCGUGGCAUUACGGACAAAGACGCUGGCAGAUCUUUUGGAAUCCUUUAUUGCUGCUCUGUACAUAGAUAAGGAUUUAGAAUAUGUCCACACCUUCAUGAAUGUGUGCUUUUUUCCACGACUGAAGGAAUUCAUUUUAAAUCAGGACUGGAAUGACCCUAAAUCCCAACUGCAGCAGUGCUGCUUAACUCUCAGGACUGAAGGGAAAGAGCCGGACAUUCCGCUAUAUAAGACCCUACAGACAGUAGGACCGUCUCAUGCCAGGACAUACACUGUAGCUGUUUAUUUCAAAGGAGAACGAAUAGGAUGCGGGAAAGGACCAAGCAUUCAACAAGCAGAGAUGUGCGCAGCGAUGGAUGCCCUGGAAAAAUACAACUUUCCUCAGAUGGCUCAUCAGAAGCGGUUCAUCGAACGGAAGUACAGGCAAGAACUUAAAGAAAUGAGAUGGGAAAGAGAACAUCAGGAACGAGAACUGGAGGAGAUGGAUGACCUAAGGAAAUAAGCCAUGGCGGAAGAAGCAACCGGAGUCCUGGCUUAGUUAAUAAUGCCUUUGAUGGUGACCUAUGGAAACCGAACCCAGAUUCGUGGAGACGAAUGAACGAAUUCCGCUUGUUGAUGAAAAAUCAUGUUUACUUUUAAUUGGUAUUUUUUUUUAGCAUUGAGUUUUUAUUUUGUUUUUAGUUGCAAAGUUUUAUUCGUAAAUCCUUUUUUUAAAAAAAAAAAAACAUAAAACAUUUUAAUUUUUUCCCUUGAGAAUUGUGUGUUUGUUUUCUAGCGUGUGCUUGUGAGACAAUAAAGGUAUUUUGUUUCAGA
Messenger RNA from Heteronotia binoei (common prickly gecko), 4419 nucleotides. RefSeq names its product drosha ribonuclease III (gene DROSHA). The coding region runs from base 95 to 4108 and encodes 1337 amino acids. Gene Ontology annotation, molecular function: ribonuclease III activity; double-stranded RNA binding. NCBI's taxonomy places the organism in Eukaryota, Metazoa, Chordata, Lepidosauria, Squamata, Gekkonidae. The transcript has 32 exons. Gene Ontology annotation, biological process: rRNA processing; pre-miRNA processing; primary miRNA processing. Gene Ontology annotation, cellular component: nucleus. The record is from RefSeq and is a predicted model, not a curated record.